Sipha flava (yellow sugarcane aphid) is the source of this 5420-nucleotide messenger RNA. RefSeq names its product supervillin (gene Svil). The record is from RefSeq and is a predicted model, not a curated record. The transcript has 25 exons. Lineage: Eukaryota; Metazoa; Arthropoda; Insecta; Hemiptera; Aphididae. Bases 144 to 5273 code for a protein of 1709 amino acids. Gene Ontology annotation, cellular component: actin cytoskeleton; cytoplasm. Gene Ontology annotation, molecular function: actin filament binding; phosphatidylinositol-4,5-bisphosphate binding. Gene Ontology annotation, biological process: barbed-end actin filament capping; actin polymerization or depolymerization; cytoskeleton organization.
UUUAUUGGUAAACAAUUUAAAGAGCUUUUUAAGUUAUUUUAAAUAUUUUUAGAAAAAUACCAUUCCUGUGCAAUAUUUAAUCCAGGUACCAAAGAUGGCAAGGAUGUAACUUAACAUUACUUAUUUGAAAACACCAACAUAUUAUGAUCUCAAAAUGCAUUAAUUAUUUAUCAGAUUUAUAUGUAAGUAGUUAUAUUUUUAAUUCAUUCGAAUAUUUAUUGAGCUCAAGUGAUCGAAUUUCACAUAUCAAUAAUCAUCACAGUAUGGACAAUCAACUUAACUGCAAAUCUAUUUUGAAACGGAAAUCUCUCGAAAUGUCCACUGAAGAUAGUUCAACGCCUGUGAUAAUGCCCGAAGACCCACAAACCCAGAGUUCCUUUAAAAAUGUUAACCUUAAGUCUUGCAGGCAGGGUAUACUAAAAAAGCAUUCGGCCAGUUUUGACGACGAUUCAACACAAAAACCAAUAUUGAAAAACCGUUGCUUGUCUUGCGACGACGAUGAAUCUUUGCUUAAUUUUAAUGAGCUCCAUUCCAUACUGAAACGAAAAACAAGCGAACAGUAUGACAACUCAGAACCCCAUGGGAUAUUGAAAAAACGCGAACUGGUCGUCCACCAGCUGGACCAUUUUCAGCCACCGGUGGAUGAGGACAUUAGACCCAUUUUGAAACAAAAGAAAUUCGAAUCCGAUUCUGCGGACGAGAACAAUUACCCCAGACCGAUUUUGAAGAAGAAAUCAAUCGAUUCGUCGGACGAUAAAAGACCGAUUUUGAAAUCGUCUAGAAGUAAUAGUCCAGCUAAAAACGUCAACUCCAAACGGCUCUCGGUGGCGCAGCGAAUCUCAAAUUUGGAGUCAAUUAUGCAUGAUCCCAACACCUACAAGAAACCGGUCAAAGAAAAUUUGCGGAGUAGCCGCGACCGUUCAAGAUUUCAUACGCAACCCGUAACGCCGAGUGAAAUCAAAGCUAUUAAAAAAACAACGCGUACGGAGAACAACUUACAGAAUAUUUCAACACCAAAUCACACGACCGAUAAAUUAGCGACUGAUGUUGUUACAGAGAUAAAUAACAGGGAUACGCCAACCUGUGCGGCCUUGAAGCGUACAAAUAGUGUUUUAGCAAAAACUAAAGAAUUCCAGAGCAUUUGCGAUAAAGCUUCCAAUACUUCCAUAUCAGAUGUCAACUGUAAUAUUACAGCCAAAAGUAAUUCAUCGAAGUACAAACAGUGCCAAGAAAAGAAGCUGAGUGUUGCCAAUCGUUACUCAACACAGCCAGUGACCAACCACGAACUAGAAGAAGCGAAAAAUCUGAAUAGCAUAAAAAGCAAAACCGAUGAUAAUAAUGGAAGAUUGCCAAAGAAGAAAAUAGGAAGCUUUAUUAUGGACCGAAUGCGUCUAUUUAAUGGUAAUACUUGUACAAUUGAUAUAGACAAAGUAAAGAAACAUAUAGAUCUAAAUAACAGAAUGGCAGAUCCAAUAAAAAAAGUAACAGAAAGUCUUAAAGAACAAACUCUAGAUAAAAUAAAUGAUGAAACUACGGUGUUUAAAAUCCAACCAAAGAAAAUUAUAGAGAUGAAAGUGCAAUCAAAAAAUGAUAAGAAAAAAACGUCUGAGAUAAGAAUUCAAUCAAGAGACAACGUAAAAAAAUCAUCUGAUAUGAAAGUUCCUUCAAAAGACGAAACAAAAAAAAACCCAGAAAUUAAAGUCCAACGUGUAAAAUCGUUGAAAGAGCCUGCAGUAGACAACGAGCGUGCUAAAAACAGGAUUUCCCGAAAUGUUGCUUUAAAUCGAUCGUUCAACACUAAUUCAAAAUUGGAAUUGCUUAAACAACAGAAAUUUGAUGCCAAAAGUAAAGAAAAUGAAGAAUUUUCUAAACCUAAAAAGCACAUCGAGCCGUCUAAUGACAACACUGAUGGUACUUCAUUUGUUAAUGGAGGUUCUAUCAAAGAUAGGUUGGUAGCUUUGAAGAAAAGCGGACAAAUGGAUUGGCAAAAGAGAAUAUCGAAAAUAAAACCCGAGGACCACGAAGUGUCAAAUAACUCAAUAAAUACGGCUCAAGAUUUAUUGCGGAAACAACUCACUAGACAAGUGAAGUCUGCUGAAGAACCAGUUGAAUGUUUAGAUAAUAUUCUAGUAGAUCGACUUAAUCGACUUGAAACUUCUUCUAAGGAUUGGAAAAAACGAAUUGAACAAAAGGACACUACUAAUUUUACAGUUGCCGGAAAAAUGCAGAAUAAAUCAUUGCCACCGCUAUCACCUGUUCUUAUGUCAAUCACUCAGCGUUCUUCAUUAGAAAAAUCGUCUACAAGUAUUAUAAGAAAUAAAAAUGUAGCCGAAUCUACAAAACAAUCGACCAUUAGACGGAGUUUAUCGAUGUCCGACAAUAAGACUAAGUCAUAUCUAAACAACAAGUCUGAAAAAAUACCUUUGGAAAAUGGAUCCAAUAAUACAGCCAAAGAAAAAACUGUAAAUGUACCAAUUAUGAUUGAUGAUGAUUUUGAUAAAUUUUUCGGUAAUUCAACUCAAAAGUCUCAAGAUGAGCAAAUCGAUGAUUUAGAUUUUGAUCAUUUAAAAUCGUCACGAUCUGAUCUACUCGUGCAGCGAAAAAAGGUUAAAGUUCAGCACAGGAAGCAUGAAGGGUCAAAAAAUCCACUCAAAGCAUUCGCAACAAAUCAAGAUUUAGUUCAGCAUCAAUAUACAGAAAACAAAUCUAAUUUAUUACUGACCCGUAGUUUAGAAACAUCGACAAUAAAGACUCCGUUGGCUCGGGAAGCUCUUGCAGCAUUAGCCAGUAAAGAAGAUUUCGCAUCGGUGAAUCUCCGAAAAUCAGGUGAUUCGACGCCUUCUCUAUUGCCACCGUACAAAGAUCUGAUGUUAUUACAUAUAAAAGGCCGACGGCGAGUUCAGACACGACUAGUAUCACCAACCGCUGACUCCGUCAAUCAAGGCGAUUGCUAUGUAUUAGUUACGCCAACACAAAUUUUCGUGUGGAUAGGAGAAUAUUCAAAUGUUAUUGAACGAUCACAUGCUGCUAAAGUAGCUCAAAGCAUUUUUGACAAGAAAGAUCUGGGCUGUAAAUCAGCCAACCAGCUGUACACAAUCAACUGCGAUUCGUCGUUGCCCAACAGUCAACUAGAAAAGAAAUUUUGGACUCUUCUGGGUGUUACUUCAAGUGAAACGUCUUCCAUUAAAGGCCAAGGAGCGGGACACCCAGACGAGGACGAAUUGUAUGAAGCAGCUAUUGUUUCUACAAACGUUGUGUACGAGGUCGUUAAUGACGAACUUGUGGUUUUGCCGGAAAUAUCGGAAACCAUGGCUAAAAUAGAAAUAUUAGAUGCUUCUAAAACGUUGGUUUUCGACUUUGGUAGCGAAAUCUACGUAUGGUAUGGCAAAAACGUGAACAUCACCAAACGCAAACCAGCCAUUCGCUUAGCUCGCCAGUUGUUUGAUGAUGGUUACGAUUAUUCACAAUACGACGUUAGCCCAAUCGAUGUGGCCAUGUGUUUAGGAGAUAGAAAUAAAGACACAGUAUACGUGAAAUCUGGAGCCAAAAGACCUGAUUGGACACUAUUUGCAAAAAUCACGCAACACAUGGAAACAGUGUUAUUCCGUGAAAAGUUUGCAGAUUGGCCAGAUUACAGCCGGGUUAUAAAACCACCAAAAGAGAAUGGUGAAAAAAAAAAUGGAGAAAAAGAUACUUGCAUUGAUUGGUCUACUGAAAUAAAUGCUUAUAGUGCAGAGGAGAUGUUAAAAAUGUCAAUACAAGACCCAGAUUUAGUUUUGGGGGGUAGUCAUCUUGGUCGUGGAUCUUCUUAUUAUGAUCAAGAAACUUUACGUGAGUUUGUCAUAAAUACAAUCAGUGUGACUGUAUGGCAUGUCCAAGAAUUUGAUAGCACUGAGAUGGGCCCAAAGUCAGUUGGUCAUUUCCACAGUGGGGACUCAUAUAUUAUACGAUGGAUGUAUAAUGUUUCUAUUCAAGGAAGAGAACUUAGUGGCUUGCCUUCUCGUCGCAUGGUUACAUCAGGUAGAAAUCGUUGUGCAUACUGGUACUGGCACGGCCGAAAUGCAACUCAAAAUGAUCAGGGUGCUGCUGCCUUGUUAACUGUUCAAUUGGACACUGAACAAGGCCCGCAAUUGAGAAUUGAUCAAGGACAUGAGCCACCAGCUUUUUGGAAUUUGUUCAAAGGGAAAGCAAUUGUUUAUCGAGAAAAAAGAAAUCAGACUAUAAAUACUUGGCGUUUGUUCAUGGUCAAGGGAUCAAAUGAAGAUGAAGUCCAUUUAUCUGAAGUGUUGUGUUCUACAACACAAUUACGUAGCCAAACUUCAUUUAUUUUACUUAACUCUGAAAAUGGUACAGUUAUAGUUUGGCAUGGACAUGGAUCUACAGAUAUAAUUAAGAAGUUGUCGAUGAAAGUAGCCAAUCACCUGUCGGAAUUGGAUAGUACAGAGCUAGGUCUGACCGAAGGCGUCGUUCUGCAGGAACCAAAAACGAUAGAUGAGACGAAUGAGCCGCCAGAAUUCUUUCAAGCUUUGGGUUGCAAGAACUCUAGACGACUCCACGUCGGUCCAUCGUUGGGAACUGGUGGCAACGAUAUGAAACUCUUUCACUUUUCUUCGAUGCUCGGACAGUUUAAAGCCUCGUUGGUGAAUAGCGCCUACGUCCCAUCGCCCUUCCCAUACUUACAAGAUCACCUAUACAACGUCAGCCAACCAGCCACUUUUAUGUUGGACACCGGCGAGGAGCUGUGGCUGUGGCAAGGGUGGUGGCCCGAGACGGCGACGGACGACAACGCGGUGACGGACGCCGAACAAUCGGUGGUGGCCGACCAUCGCGGGUCGUCGUGGACGCGGUUGCAGGCAGAGAGACGCGCGGCCAUGCAGACCGCUCUCGACUACUGGAGGCGUAAGUUCGGCGACGACGACGAGAACGACCCGAGAGCGUAUCUGGUGUGGGCCGGGCUUGAGCCGCUCCGGUUCACCGACCGCUUCCCGGAAUGGCAAGACCGCGACGACAUCGCCGAGAUCAACAUGAAGCACAACCAUAAGCCUGGCGAGACACUUGCCGUCGAAGUAGAAUUAGCCAGACUCACGCGGGAGACCUAUCCGGCCGCUCAACUUCUACAGAGACCUCUGCCCGACGGCGUCGAUCCCACUAGACUGGAACUAUACCUGUCACCGAACUCGUUUAAAGGUUUGCUAGAUAUGGACAAAGACGAAUUCUUACAACUACCGAAAUGGAAGCGUACAAAAAUCAAAAAGUCCGUUGGUCUAUUUUAAAACAAUCCGAAUUCCCGAGCGGAUUAUUUAAUUUACGCGGUAUUAUUUUUUUAUGCUCGAAUGAUAUAGGUAUAUCCAUUUUAAUUUUCGUGUGAAUUAAAAAAAAGUGUAUUGUGUGUGCAAUCUUGUAUUUUUCUAUUGUGAAUU